Messenger RNA from Phytophthora infestans T30-4, 2087 nucleotides. RefSeq lists its product as uncharacterized. Bases 15 to 2087 code for a protein of 690 amino acids. Lineage: Eukaryota; Oomycota; Peronosporomycetes; Peronosporales; Peronosporaceae. The record is from RefSeq and is a predicted model, not a curated record. The transcript is spliced from 5 exons. Gene Ontology annotation, molecular function: LPPG:FO 2-phospho-L-lactate transferase activity.
CUUAGUUCGGAGCGAUGGCGGAUGCCACUUGCUCUCCUGCCAAGCACCCUCUGCAUCGCCUUCCUUCCGGCAUGCGUGUACCCACUGAUUCUCCAUCACCUUCUCGUCCACGUCGUCGCCGUGUACGCGCCGUGGCUAUGAUCCUGGACGACGUGCUAUACGACCAUUCAAAGCUCUUGUCGCAUUUGGCGAUCGACCGCGGCGUAGCUCAAUUGCUGUCGGAAGGCGCGUUCCCAACAAACGCUGCCGCUUUCGAAGCUCUUCAAACCUUCCGCAAUGCUUACGGACUCCGUAAACGCUUCCCGCGCUUCGUUGAUAGCCUCGUGAGUGGCCCACAGGCCAAACUAUCGCCGGCUCAAGCGCAACGCGUCAUCACGGCUUACUAUGAGAGUAAUGUACCGGAAGCACGAAGCAUCACGCCAUUCGCGGGUGUACGCAAGACGCUAAUGGAGCUACAAGACGGCGGUGCCUGUCAGCUAGCGCUGUUAUUGAUCGGUAAGCCGGAGGUACAACGCGAACGACUUAAGGCUCUGGGAGUCGAGGAUCUGUUCAAUCAAGUGGUAUACGUGAGUUCCAAUCCAAGCUUGGCGCAGAUCACAAGCGCUAUGAAACAGCUUGCGAGGCAAUUACAAGUACCAUCGUCUGCCGUCAUGUUCGUGGGUCGCAAGGCGUUCUACGAGAUCAAAGCGGCGAAUACUGUGGGAAUGCUCACUGUCCGCAUGCUCUUCGGCAAGUACACGAGCGUGAUGCCAACGGACGAGAUGGAACAGCCCAACUUCCAGAUCGAGUCGAUCGAGCAGCUUCUGCCGAUUGUUAAACUGGCAGACCAGCAGAUGCUGCAACCUAAGAUCGUGGCGAUUGGUGGCGGCACGGGUUUGGCUGUGCUACUCAAGGAACUGCGCCACUAUCCUGCUGAUCUCACUGCUGUCGUCACCGUAUUUGACUCGGGUCGCCACUCUGGUGCGCUACGCAAAUAUCUUGGCAUCCUUCCACCCGGAGAUAUUCGCAAUUGUCUCGUGGCGUUGUCCGACUCCGAUGAACUCUUGAGCAAGUUGAUGAAUUAUCGCUUCCGUGACAACUUCAUGGAAGGCUGCAGCUUAGGCAACCUGCUGCUAGCUGCGCUGACCGAUCUACAAGGCGGUUUCGACCGUGCUAUCUCGUCCAUCUCCGACAUUCUCAACAUCAACGGAUCCGUUCUACCAGCCACACUCGAAAGUACGGAGCUGUGUGCCGAACUUAUGGAUGGAUCCACAGUUGUCUCUGAAGUUAAUGUGCGUAGUCCCUUCAAGCCAGAAGAAGAGGAAGAGCCUCGUUCCGAGUCCAGUUCUUCAACAAGCAGCUCGAGCGGAACGCCACCAGCAACACCUCCCAAACCUGAAGAGAAGAUCAAGAAAGCGCCGAUCAAGCGCGUAUAUCUGGAGAACCAGAACGUGGAAGCUUUCCAGCCUGCAGUGCAAGCCAUCGAGGACGCCGACAUCAUCAUCCUCAGUCCUGGUGGUUUCUACACUUCGAUUAUCUCUACGCUGCUGGUUCCAGGCAUCCGUGACGCCAUCGCACGGAGUGCCGGUGCAACCGUGUACGUGAGCAACGUGACCACGCAAAACGGUCAAACUGAUGGCUACACGUUGGAGAAAACGCUCGACGUUCUCUCCACUUAUCUCGGUGCGAAUGCCAUCGACUAUGUGAUCGCGAACAACACUCAGCCACCAGAAGACGUACUUGCGCCUUAUGUAGAGCGUGGAGAAGAACUGUUGUUGCCUACCCAUGACAUGGCAGCUAGUAAACAUCCCGUGUUGCUCCAAGGACAAACGUUCCAGGAAGAUCUAGUAGCUGGACAUGUGACGCGCGAGUGGAAGAAAGCACCGAUGCUCAAGCACAGCGGUCGUCGCGUAGCUGCAAUUCUCUACACCAUCAUUGACAAGGAGAUGGCACGCUACCGGCAACAACAUGAACCACAGUCUGUAACCCCAAGUACAUGUAGUGCUGCAAAGCCGAAGAAGUUAUGGAAGUCAGCGUUUACAGCACCCGCCGCGGUCUUUGGAUUGCUAGCAGCCACAACGCUACUGGCAUCUGUGUUUCGUCGUUAA